AUGAAGCUGGCAAGCGGCGACAUUUCUGCAGCGCAGGUGGUGCAAGAUCCGCAGCAGACUCUUCUGACGGAAAAGCAGCGCCAGCUACGUGCCAAAGUGCACAAGGAAUCGUUGGAGAGGUGUUUGCAAACCAGUUUCGGUGGCCUCGGCUACUAUGUCAUGGGCAUAGACUGCACCGGGACGGACUGUCACGAGGAGUGUGAGAGGCGGCAUUUGGAUUCUCUUGAACAGCAGCGUGGAACGUGGCCACAGCUAUCUGAAAGCCUCCUGAUCCUCUGUGCUGGGCCUGAACGCUCUGGCAGCACUUGGCUCUACAACGCCGUCCGAUUGCUACACUUGGAAGCCAAGGUGCCCUGCGACUCUUACUGGAUGGCAAAGCUAACUCGAGAGAAGCUGGAGCAACGGAUUGGCGCUCGUCCGCCGGCUGUAGUUCUCGUGAAGACUCACGAGUGGCAUCAGGGCUACGACGAUUUCGUCUCCUUGGCAAAGUACGUGGUCCUCACGCAUCGAGACCUUCGGGGCGUCGUAGCAUCCUACCGCCGCAUCAAAUGGGAAGUGGCUAUUCCAGAUGCCUAUGUUUCAGAGCACUUGGAGUGGUGUAGGCGAGCGACGCUGGACCUGGCAUAUGAGGAUAUCAUGCGGCGCGGGAGCGAAGUUCUCCGAGAACUGGCGCAGCACUUGAACCUUCAGCUGGGUGAUGAGAGCCUAGCGAAG
Symbiodinium pilosum is the source of this 714-nucleotide messenger RNA. Lineage: Eukaryota; Dinophyceae; Suessiales; Symbiodiniaceae. The record is from the annotation of a GenBank genome assembly.